AUGAAAAGUGGGCGUCAAUUGAACAAGCAAGAGCAGUUAGCUGCAAUGGGUACACGACGGUUUUCCCUUUGGAAUUUUUGGAUUGCGUCUUUGGUAUUGAAAAUACUGUUGAUUCCUGAUUAUUUCAGUACAGAUUUUGAUGUUCAUAGGAAUUGGUUAGCCAUUACUCAUAAUUUACCACUGCGCCAAUGGUAUUAUGAGGCUACCAGCCAAUGGACUCUUGACUAUCCGCCAUUUUUCGCAUAUUUUGAAUGGUUUUUAUCACAAUUUGUACCUGGAACAGUGAAGCAAGAUGGAUGCCUUGAAAUUGUCGAUAAGGGUCAAUUCGGUUGGUCAACGCUGGUUUUCCAAAGGAGUACCGUUAUAUUAAGUGAAAUCCUGCUAUUUGUCGUCUUACAAGUUUUCAUUAACACGAGUAGUGUUACUGAAAGGACGCAAAGCUUUGUCAUUGCUUCUAGCAUUGUCCUCUCGCCAGCUUUCCUAAUUGUGGACCACAUUCAUUUCCAGUACAAUGGAUUUCUCUUUGCCAUUUUGAUUGCAUCCAUAGUGGCGGCUAAACGCGGUAAAUACCUUUGGUGUGCAACUUUCUAUUCUGUGGCCCUGUGUUUCAAGCACAUCUUUUUAUAUUUGGCGCCAUGCUAUUUUGUCUUUUUACUAAGGGCUUACUGCUUGAACUUCCAAGAUUUCAAAUUUAAAAGCUAUAAAGAUUUAAUCUUCAUCGUUAAAUGGAGACACCUGUUCCAGUUGGGUAGUAUUGUCAUUGGUGUAUUUGCGCUUUGUUUUGGACCUUUCGUCAAAGAUUUACCGCAAGUUCUCACCAGGUUAUUUCCCUUUUCUAGGGGAUUGACUCAUGCCUAUUGGGCUCCCAACUUCUGGGCUCUGUAUUCAUUUUUGGAUAAGAUUUUAACUGUAGUCAUGUUGAAAUUGCCCUACGUGCAUCAGUUUACUUCCAAGUUUAUUCAACCUCCAUUGAUUCCUUCAACUAUUGAUGAGAUUAAACAGCGUAUUGCGCAGAAUAAUAACGGUACUAAAGGUUUGGUUCAAGACGUCUUCUUCGUGAUUUUACCUCAAAUUACACCAAAAUUGACAUUUGCCCUAACGGCAUUUUACCAAGUCUUGGCAGUGAUCCCUGUCUUAUUUGACCCUUCGUACAAGAGAUUUAUUGGUUCUCUGACCCUUUGCGGAUUAGCGUCCUACUUAUUUGGUUGGCACGUUCAUGAAAAGGCUAUCAUGUUAGCUAUUGUACCAUUUUCAUUUUUGGUGGCUUGUGAUAGAAGGCUUUUGACUUCGUAUAUGCUAUUGGCGGCUUCAGGUUAUGUCUCAUUAUUCCCAUUAUUGUACGAAAAUCAAGACUUCCUGCUCAAAUGUCUUUAUACAUUGGUUUGGUGUAUGAUUUAUUUCUAUGCAUUGAGAAAGACAACCUUUUUAUCAUCAAGUGUUGAAAGGAGAGUUUUCUUUUUAGAUCGUCUCUCUAUGAUUUACAUCUAUCUAUUAUUACCAUUGGUGCUUGGAGUUCAAUUCCUUGAUAUGAUGAAAUGGAGAUAUCCUCUUUUCCAGAAAUUUGAAUUCGUUAGUCUAAUGAGUUACAGCGUUUACUGUUCGUUAGGAAUUAUCGGUUCAUGGGCUGGAUUAUCCUGGUUAUACAAUUUUGAUGAACCACUUUGGGAAUAA
Molecule: messenger RNA, 1671 nt
Organism: Zygosaccharomyces rouxii
Lineage: Eukaryota; Fungi; Ascomycota; Saccharomycetes; Saccharomycetales; Saccharomycetaceae
Gene: ALG8
Product: dolichyl-P-Glc:Glc1Man(9)GlcNAc(2)-PP-dolichol alpha-1,3-glucosyltransferase
Exons: 1
Coding region: 1-1671 (556 amino acids)
Biological process (GO): protein N-linked glycosylation
Cellular component (GO): endoplasmic reticulum membrane
Molecular function (GO): dolichyl pyrophosphate Glc1Man9GlcNAc2 alpha-1,3-glucosyltransferase activity
Source: RefSeq, a predicted model, not a curated record